This is a messenger RNA of Erythranthe guttata (spotted monkey flower), 636 nucleotides long. The record is from RefSeq and is a predicted model, not a curated record. NCBI's taxonomy places the organism in Eukaryota, Viridiplantae, Streptophyta, Magnoliopsida, Lamiales, Phrymaceae.
AUGGAGGAUUCUAAGGUCGAAGAACACAAAGAGAGUUUUGUACCUAGCGCGUGUAGUGGAGCUAAUGCAUGUAGGGAAUUAGCUUUGGAUUAUUCACAUGAAUUUACCACCCAUGAGGAGUUUGCAACAAGGGACAAUUUAGUCACAUGGGUGCACGAAGUACCCGGUCAAGACGACAAAGGAAAGGGAAAAAGGCAAACAGCGUCAAAGAAAUGUGAGUGUCCGUUUGAGUUGAAGGGCCAAAAAAUGGGCAUGGAUGAUGAACAAGUUGGGUGGGUGUUGACAGUUGAAUGUGGUAGUCACAACCACUCAGAUUUUGAAAACUUUCAAGGCCACUCAUAUGCUGGAAGAUUAACAAGUGAAGAGCUGACACUUGUAGAAGACUUGUCAAACGCAUUGGUGAAACCAAAGGCAAUCUUAUCAUCACUAAAGUUGAAGAAUCCGACAAAUGCGUCUUUAAUUAAGACGGUUUACAAUGCUCGUCAGAAGAUCCAGUUCAAAGAGAAUGCUGGUAGAACUCAAAUGCAAUUGUUGAUGUUGAAGUUGUCCGAAAAUAACUACUUCGAGUAUCACAGAUAUUUAAAGGAGACUGGGCGAGGUAAUGGACUUGUUGUGGACCCACCCUACGUGCAUUAA